Balearica regulorum gibbericeps (East African grey crowned-crane) is the source of this 1780-nucleotide messenger RNA. The record is from RefSeq and is a predicted model, not a curated record. NCBI's taxonomy places the organism in Eukaryota, Metazoa, Chordata, Aves, Gruiformes, Gruidae.
UCGAUUGUGAGGAGCCGAGCACCCUCCCUCCCCUCUGGAUUCCUUGUAAGUGAAGCUCGCUUGCUCUCUGAGGACCAGACCUCACUGAUGACUGGGAAGCAAAGAGUACCCAGGAAAGCACUUUUACCACGGACCCCACCUCAGGAGCACCAGGAACUUGUCUUCUAAGUAAAAUCUGUGCCCCUUCUGUGCAGAUCCAAUGUCUGCUGCAAUGGAUACAGAAUCGACAUAUUCGGGAUACUCCCACUACUCAGGUCACUCCAAAAAAGCCCACAGACAAGGGAGUCGGGACAGGCACAAAUCGCCGCGAAGCAAAGAUGGCAGUCGGUCUGAGAAGUCCGUCACUAUCCAGACACCUCCUGCAGAGCCGCUGCUUGGGAACGAUGCCUCUCGGGCAGAGGAGGGCCAGGAUGACAAUUGGGGUGAGACCACGACAGCAAUCACAGGCACCUCUGAGCACAGUAUUUCCCAGGAGGACAUUGCCCGGAUCAGUAAGGAUCUGGAGGACAGUGUUGGGUUGGACUGCAAACGUUACCUGGGCUUAACAGUGGCAGCUGUUCUCGGACUCCUCGUCUUCCUUACCCCCAUCGCCUUCAUUCUGUUACCCCAGAUCCUGUGGCGGGAUGAUCUGGAGCCAUGUGGUACUGUCUGUGAGGGACUGUUCAUCUCUGUGGCAUUUAAACUCCUCAUUCUUCUGAUCGGGACCUGGGCUCUGUUUUUCCGUCAGCCUAAAGCAGAUAUACCAAGGGUGUUUGUGUUUCGGGCCCUUCUGUUGGUCCUCAUAUUCCUGUUUGUGUUUUCCUACUGGCUCUUUUACGGCGUUCGCAUCUUGGACUCUAAGGACACCAACUACCAAGGAAUAGUGCAGUACGCAGUGUCUCUGGUGGAUGCUCUGCUCUUCAUUCACUACCUGGCCAUUGUGCUGCUGGAGCUACGGCAGCUGCAGCCCAUGUUCACUGUCAAGGUAGUUCGGUCAACGGACGGAGAGUCACGAUACUACAGCUUGGGGCACUUGAGCAUCCAGCGAGCUGCACUGGUGGUUCUGGAAAAUUACUACAAAGAUUUCACAGUCUACAACCCAGCCUUGUUAACAGCCUCCAAAUCCCGUGCAGCCAAGCACAUGGCUGGCCUGAAAGUCUACAAUGUUGAUGGCCCAGGUAACAAUGCCUCAGGGCAAUCCCGUGCCAUGAUUGCAGCCGCGGCCCGUCGCAGGGACUCCAGUCACAACGAGCUCUACUACGAAGAGGCUGACCAUGAGCGCCGAGUGAAAAAACGCCGUGCGAGACUUGUGGUUGCAGUAGAGGAGGCUUUCACUCACAUCAAACGCCUCCAGGCAGAGGAACAGCAGAAAGCUCCAGGAGAGAUGAUGGACCCCCGAGAAGCAGCCCAGGCAAUCUUCCCCUCCAUGGCAAGAGCUCUGCAGAAGUACCUUCGCACCACCCGCCAGCAACAGUACCACAGCAUGGAGAGUAUCUUGCAACACUUGUCCUUCUGCAUCACCAAUAACAUGACACCAAAGGUUUUCCUGGAGCGUUACCUCAACCCAGGCCCAACCCUCCAGUACGACAGGGAUCGCUGGUUCUCCAAGCAGUGGACGCUUGUCAGUGAGGAAGCGGUCACAAGCGGGUUACAAGACGGCGUUGUUUUUGUCCUCAAGUGCUUGGACUUCAGCCUUGUUGUUAAUGUGAAGAAAAUCCCCUUCAUCAAACUCUCGGAAGAGUUCAUAGACCCUAAAUCUCAUAAAUUUGUCCUCCGCUUACAGUCUGAAACUUCAGUCUAA